Messenger RNA from Dendrobium catenatum, 798 nucleotides. RefSeq names its product protein DMR6-LIKE OXYGENASE 2. Bases 1 to 798 code for a protein of 265 amino acids. Lineage: Eukaryota; Viridiplantae; Streptophyta; Magnoliopsida; Asparagales; Orchidaceae. The record is from RefSeq and is a predicted model, not a curated record. The transcript is spliced from 3 exons.
AUGGUAGAGAACCUGCAAACGGCCAUGAAGGAUGCAUUUGAUGAGUUUUUUGAUCUAACAAUAGAGGAGAAACAACAUUAUAUGGCACAAGAGUUAUUUGAGCCCAUUAGAUAUGGAACGAGCUUUAACGAAGCUGCUGUGGAUGUUCGAUAUUGGAGGGAUUACUUAAGGAUCAUCGCUCAUCCGGUGUUCAGCUAUCCAGCCAAACCUCUCAAUUUCAGAAAGAUAUCUGAAGAAUAUACAAGAAACAUGAGGGAGAUCUCUAUAGAGCUCUUAAGAGCAAUAAGUGAAAGCCUUGGACUACCAGAAGCCACCAUGGAGGAAGCUCUUCAAUUAAAAUCAUGCAUUCAACUUCUCAUUAGCAAUCUCUAUCCUCCAUGCCCUCAACCAGAGCUGGCUUUAGGUUUGCCACCUCAUUCUGAUUCCUCCAUUCUCACCAUAGUAAUGCAAAGCAACACAAAGGCCUGCCUUCAAGUGCAGCACGGUGGCAAAUGGGUUCCAGUUGAAGCCAUCCCGAAUUCAUUCUUUGUCAUCCUCGGAGAUAUCAUGGAGAUAGCUAGCAAUGGGACAUAUAACAGUCUGUUACAUAGAGUGGUGCUUAACAACGAAAGCACAAGGAUGUCAAUUGUUUCAACAAUUGGACCGCCAUUGGAAGCUUUAGUUUCUCCCUUGCCUCAGUUGGUUGACAGUAUUCGAAAUAGACCAGCACUAUUUCGCGAAACCACCUACAAAGAAUAUGUUCAACUACAGAAGCAAAACCAAGAGGAGAAAUCUGUUCUGAGUCUCAUAAAGCUGUGA